AUAUAAAUAAAUGAACCCACUUUGAGAUGAAAUUAGUAAUACAACACUUUAAAGCUUUAAAGACGCAAAUACCAUAGAUCAAAGUUGCAAAAUGAAGAGGAAUACUUUUAAGCUCUUUACUCUAGUUAUCUUACUACUAAUCUUCCUAAGUGUAACAGCUCCAGUGGUGGGAAAAAUGCCACAAGCAAAUUUUCCGAAAAUGUCGGUGAUAUUUGAAGUAAUACUACGAGGAGAAUUGGGGAUACAACCACAACAGUCUGCAUCUCUUGACCAAAAACCUGAGAUUGUUGAAACAAAUAAUGAAAAUGAAAUUGCUAUGUUGAAAGCAAAUGAAGAUGCAAAUGUUGAAGACAAAUGCGCAGAAUUGGGAAAAUUUUGUACCUCAGAUGGACCAUUUUGUUGUAAACCUCUGACUUGCGUUAACAUAGUGUUUGUUGGAAUCGGUCUAUGUGAAAAUAUUCAGACCUAGUUAUGUCGUCAAGAAUUUCCCUCUUCCUAUAAUGUCUUUUUCCCCUACUUCAAAAAUAUUGUAUGAUUAAGAAUGUUGUUUCAAUUAAUUCCCUAUUUUGUUAUGUAGUUGAUCUUGUUCACUAAGAUACAUAAAUGUGUGGUCAUAUAUGUAUCAUAUGUAGCAAGUUUUUGGAUAGUAUAUUGAUCAUUGUUGUUGCUAUAUUA
Beta vulgaris subsp. vulgaris (sugar beet) is the source of this 675-nucleotide messenger RNA. RefSeq lists its product as uncharacterized. The transcript has 2 exons. The record is from RefSeq and is a predicted model, not a curated record. NCBI's taxonomy places the organism in Eukaryota, Viridiplantae, Streptophyta, Magnoliopsida, Caryophyllales, Amaranthaceae. Bases 92 to 469 code for a protein of 125 amino acids.